Molecule: messenger RNA, 757 nt
Organism: Tribolium madens (black flour beetle)
Lineage: Eukaryota; Metazoa; Arthropoda; Insecta; Coleoptera; Tenebrionidae
Exons: 3
Coding region: 19-699 (226 amino acids)
Source: RefSeq, a predicted model, not a curated record
AUCACAACAAACCCAAUCAUGUAUUACUACUACACACUUAUUCUGCUCUUCGCCACCGCGUCUUGCGGCCCAGUCAAACGCGGCGUAGCCUUCGAGGGCUACCCCCAGGACUUCGCCUUCAACAACUACGCCUUCGCCAAGCCCCACGUCCCGUCGCCGGCGGAGAUCGCCGCGGCCAUCCAGGCCGCCAAGGAGGCCUCCGCCAGCGUGAUGGCCGCCCAACACCGCGUCCAGGAGGCCAAAGACGAAGUCCUGAACCAGCAGCACAUCGCCAGCCACAAGCAAGCCCAAGCCGCGCUUGCCCUGCAGAAGACGGAAGCCGCAGCCGCAGUCCAACAGCAGGAGGCCAAAUCGGCCGCCAAUGCGCUCAUCCAGGCCCAACAGCGGCUGGCGCACGCCAAGGCCGAGGUGGCCGAGUUGCAGAAGAUCGCCGCGGCGAAGGAGGCGCACGCCGCUGUUGUUAUCCAGAAGAGUGCGGCUGCCGCGGCCGCGGAAGUCCAACGGAGUGAUGACACUGCGAGGAAACUGGCAGCGUUGCAACACUCCAAUUCGGUGACCCUCAAGCAGGCCAAUGCUGGGAAAGAUGGGUCUUUGUCGGCCACCAGUGCUGCGGUUGCUGCAGCCAAUGAUCGCAAUGGCGCCCAACAUGUGGCCUGGGUUGCAGCCCCAAAGUAUGUCCAGCUCAACCCCUGGGGUUGAUUCUAACGCUCAUUAUGUUUCUGUAUGUAUUGUGAAUACAAUAAAGGUUGAACUUUGA